AUGGCAGACCUCGGAGACAAGUCGGCCCACCCUGCCACGCUCGCCAAGACAGACACCGCCGUCAACUCCAGAAACAGCGAACUAGGCCAGGUCGACAAUGGAACAAGCGACAAGGACCAAAUUCACGAUGGCAAAGCAAAAGACAGUAAAGGGAAGAAGCCCGGGUCGCUCCACUUCUUCUUCCGCGUGCACUGGUCCUACUCUACAUCGCUGGAUCACGCCCUCCGGCUCAUCGGCCUAAUUGCUGCUAUUGCCUCCGGUAUUCUUCCUCCACUGAUGACAGUGGUGUUUGGCUCCUCUGUGAAUCAGUUCAAUGAUUAUGAAAAUGGCACUAUUUCGGGACAGGACCUCUACCGCAACAUGUCUAAGAACGCUCUUUGGCUGCUCUAUCUCUUCAUCGGCCGCUUCUUUCUCGUCUACAUGCACUCCACGUGCUUCGGUCUUGUGGGCAUUCGUGUGACUAGGGCGUUUCGCGUCGACUUCAUCCGGUCGAUGAUCCGACAGGAUGUUUCCUUCAUCGACUCCUGUGCGCCUGGCACCGUCGCGUCCACCAUCUCCAACAGCGCCGACAUGGUGGAAAACGGCAGCACCGAGAAGGUCGGCAGCCUAAUCCAGAACAUGUCCAUGUUCGUUGCUGCUUUUGUGGUAGCAUUCACGCGGCAGUGGAAGCUUACUCUCGUCACGGCUACUUCGCUGCCCAUUCUCUUCAUCGGCGCUAAUCAGAAUUCACCAUCAGACGCCAAGAUUGAGGCAAAGAUCCUAGAGAUAUAUAACCGCGCCGGUGGCCUGGUUGAGGAGGCUCUGGGUUCAACCCGCAUCGUGACGGCUUACAAUGCCAGUGCGAAGCUGAGCCGCAAGUACGACGACUACCUGGCAGGGGCGCAGAAGCUCGGCUUCCGCAAGGGUCCCGUCAUCGGCGUCCAGUGGAGUGUGGAGUUCUUUACGAUCUACUGUGCCUACUCCCUUGCCUGGUUCUAUGGUGUAAAGCUGCUCAACAGCGGCGAGAUCGGUGGCGGUGGGCAAAUCAUCUCAGUGCUGCUCGCGGUCCUUUUGGGUACAAACGCUGCCUCCAACGUGGCCCCAGGGUUCGGUGACUUUGCCAAGGCUUCAGCUGCCGCUCAGGGCAUGUUUGAGGUGGUUGAUCGCAAGUCCGAGAUUGAUCCCUUGGCCGACACCGGUGAGCGGCCUGACAAGUGUGAAGGCCUGGUCGAGCUACGCAACAUCAGCUUUGCCUAUCCGUCAAGGCCCUCUGUUCAAGUCUUGCGUGACGCCAGCCUAAUCUUUGAGGCUGGAAAGGUCACGGCAUUGGUGGGUGCGUCUGGUUCUGGAAAGAGUACGAUUGUUGGACUGGUCGAACGGUGGUUCAACCCGAAUAGCGGAUCUAUCCACUUGGACGGCCAUAACAUUGCUGACCUUGACCUUCGAUGGUUGCGUGGGAGGAUCGGCCUUGUUCAGCAAGAACCAGUCCUUUUCAGCGACACGAUCUACAACAAUGUAGUCCAUGGACUAUACGGAACUCCCAUGAACGAUCUCCCCGAGCCCGAGAAGAGAGAACUUGUCCGACAAGCGUGCAUCCAGGCGUUUGCGGACGAGUUUAUUCAGGAGCUGCCGCAAAAGUAUGACACCAAGGUUGGAGAACGCGGCGCUUUGUUGAGUGGAGGGCAAAAGCAGCGUGUUGCCAUUGCCCGGAGUGUCAUCUCCAACCCGCAGAUCCUCCUGCUCGACGAAGCUACAUCAGCCCUGGAUCCUACGGCAGAGAGAAAAGUACAAGCUUCCCUUGACAAUGUCUCCAAGCAGCGGACUACAAUCAUGAUUGCGCACAAACUUUCAACGGUCCAGAAGGCCGACAAGAUCGUUGUACUUAGUCGGGGCGAGGUUGUUGAGCAGGGUACCCAUCAGCAGCUGCUUGAUCUAAGAGGGGCGUACCACGAGCUUGUCAAUGCUCAGACACUCGAUACGGGUGAGGCGGCAGCUGCACAUGCGGGUAUGGAGACAUACGAGUCCUCGAAAGUUCCAUAUCGGGACGAUAGCUCAGUCGACAGUGCAGAAGACAAACCGGCGGUCUUGUCCAAAUCUGCAAGCAGGCAAUCUCGUCCUGCCGCAGAACCAGUCGAGAUUGAACAGGAAAUCAAGGACGAAGACGCAGAUGUUUCUCGCAAGCUUUCCAUCGCGGAGUGCCUCAAAUUUAUCAUCUGGAAGGAGCACUGGCACAUCUGGCCAAUCUGGCUCUUUGGCAUUCUAUCCUCGGCCGCUGGUGGUGGCCUAUUCCCCGCGCAGGCAGUCCUUUUCGGAUCCAGUCUCCCGACCUUGCAGCUUCUUCCCGGCAACUCCUUGGUAGAGCGCGGUAACUUUUGGGCACUGAUGUACUUCGUUUUCAGCCUAGGUGUCUUUGUGUGCUACCUUGGCGUCGGGUUCUUCUGGACUAUAGCAUCGUUCCACACCACGCGCUUCUACCGCCGGGGAUACUUCGACGCAAUGUUGCGGCAAGAUGUUUCUUUCUUUGACACCACGGGCCACGGUGCGUCCGAGAUGACUAGCCGACUCUCCCUGCAUCCUCAGCGGCUUCAAAACUUGCUGUCCACCAACCUCGCUCUUAUCAUCGUCAUAUUUGUUGACAUAGUCUCGUGUUUUGUUCUGGCAGUCGCCAUGGGAUGGCGCCUGGGUCUGGUUGUCAUUGCAGGCGGCAUGCCGACACUUUUCGGUGCCGGCUUCUUCCGCCUGCGACUCGAAAUGGCCAACGAGGACCGCCUGACCCAGACGUACCUGGAAAGCGCUCGUUUUGCAUCCGAGGCUGUCGGCGCCAUUCGUACCGUCUCUAGCUUGACAUUGGAAGACAAGGUUCUGAACGGCUUCAAGUCUCGUCUUGAUGAGUGUGCCAGCCGGGAACUACGUAGCAAGAUGAUUACGAUGGUUGUUCACGCAUUCGCUGAAAGUAUCAACAUGGCCGUGACGGGCCUGGCCUUCUGGUAUGGCGGAAAGCUGUUGUCUGAGGGUCAUUACGAUAUGCGAACAUUCUUCAUUGUCUUCAUGGCGGUGCUUAUGGGGUCGCAAUCGGGCGGCGUUCUGUUCGGCUUUUCGUCGAACGUUUCGAGAGCACAUUCGGCGGCAAAUCACAUCAUUGACUUGCGCCUAUCGCAGCCUCCCAUCAAUACCUCUUCCGGCGUUAAGGAAAUGCCGGAGAGCGAGAACAACCGGGCAGCCAUCGAAUUCCGCGACGUGACCUUUGCAUACCCCAGCCGGCCAAAUCGCUCUUCCGUUGGCAUCGUAGGCGCCUCGGGCUGCGGCAAAAGUACCAUUGUUGCCCUUCUAGAGCGAUUUUACGACAUCGACUCUGGACAGCUCCUCGUUGAGGGCACAACUAUCCGAGAUUUGGACGUACAAUUUCACCGCUCCCGCAUCGGCCUUGUGUCGCAGGAUACCGCGCUCUUCCAGGGCAGCAUCCGGGAUAACAUUCUCCUUGGUCUUCCAGACGAUGAAGCGGCGGCGCCCGACGCAGAUGAUCGCGUGGAGCGCGCGUGCCGCUCGGCCAACAUGCAUGAUUUUAUUAGCAGCUUGCCCGACGGAUACGCGACCGACGUCGGAAACCGCGGUGUCGCUCUCUCCGGGGGCCAGCGCCAACGUCUCGCAAUCGCUCGAGCGCUUAUCCGCGAGCCGGAGGUGUUGCUCUUUGAUGAAGCCACUAGCGCCCUAGACACCGCCAACGAGGUGCUGGUACAAGCUGCCAUCGAGGCGGUCGCGCGAGAGAAGCCUGGCCGGACCACUAUUGCCGUGGCUCAUCGCCUGUCGACUAUACAGCGCUGCGACCGAAUUUUUGUGCUGCACAGAGGCCAAGUUGCUGAGGACGGCACUCAUGAGGAACUUUUCCAAAGGCGGGGAAUGUACUAUGAGAUGGUCUUGGCUCAAUCGCUGGACAGAGAGGUUGUCGCGAUUGUCUAA
Molecule: messenger RNA, 3936 nt
Organism: Colletotrichum scovillei
Lineage: Eukaryota; Fungi; Ascomycota; Sordariomycetes; Glomerellales; Glomerellaceae
Exons: 4
Coding region: 1-3936 (1311 amino acids)
Biological process (GO): transmembrane transport
Cellular component (GO): membrane
Molecular function (GO): ATP hydrolysis activity; ABC-type transporter activity; ATP binding
Source: RefSeq, a predicted model, not a curated record